This is a messenger RNA of Salmo salar (Atlantic salmon), 6837 nucleotides long. RefSeq names its product leucine zipper putative tumor suppressor 2 homolog. Lineage: Eukaryota; Metazoa; Chordata; Actinopteri; Salmoniformes; Salmonidae. The record is from RefSeq and is a predicted model, not a curated record. Gene Ontology annotation, biological process: negative regulation of canonical Wnt signaling pathway; cell division.
GAGCAAGUUCACCCGCGAUGCUCCAUUCGUUUCCCUCUGUCUGCGGGUGGUGCUGAACGUUUGCACGCACGCGGACCGGGCGGUGGGGGCUGGGGUACGGUGCGCGUGAGAGAACAGAAAGAGAGAACGGGACUCGACGAGCGCGAGUCGAGCCUGAAGCAAAUCUGUUUAUUUUCCAAGCGGAAAUUUCCACGUGUUUGGGACAGACACAAGAGGAAGUGAGAAGCAUGAGGUGGGGAAGCCUGAGUUUCUUCUCGUGAAAGAAGGAAAAAUGUAUAGGAAAUAGUCCUAUCAACGAACAGAGACCGGAUUUGUACGGUUUAAAGCUAUAUCAAGGAAAUAACUUACUUAUUUCAACCAAGACACAUCUGGAAAUAGUCGUUCCUCGGACGUUCUCUGCAAUAAUUAGAUUGAGAGGCUCCAGGUCAGUGGGUGUAGUGGAGUAGAGCCAUCCCAGGGAGGAGUGAGAUUCUGGGGAUGAGAAGUACCUCUUUCCUCCCUGUCUCCCCCAGAGAAUCAGGAGAACACUGGGACUCACUAACAGAGUGUGUUGGGUGUAUGUCUGGUGUUGUCCAGGUAACAUGGCUCUGGCUCAGACCCUGCCUGUGUCUGUGACUGACCACCCCAAGCCUCCCACCAGCCUCCAUAUCGUCACCCUCUCCCCUGUCGUCGGAGGGCCCUGUGGCACCUUUGUCCCCGGAGCCACCAUGGGCUCCGUCAGCAGCCUCAUCUCUGGCCGGACCCAUCAGGAGCAGCGACACUGCCGGGCUGCCAGAGAGUUCAGCACUAAGCCACGCCGUAACACCCCAACCACCAGUUGUUUCAGGCUCCAGGGUGAUAGCCACACCCUGCGCAGCGGGAGCUCCCUGGAACAACUACUGGUCAUCAAUAACCAGACCCAGCUCCAGCCCACCAAGCUUCAGCCGCCGCCACUGCCCACCAAGAAGCAGCCCCGGGAGGGUAACUCUGCUGGGGGUGUGGCUGGAGGUGGUGGUGGUAGUGGAGGGAAUGGGAACUAUGGGUUUGUGAGUGAGGAGGUAGUGACUGUAGGAGACCAGAAUGAUAACCAUGUGGUGACGGUGGGGAGUCCGUGUAGCGACUCGGAGGAGCAGAGGAAUAACCGAGGUCUCAACGGGAAUAUCGGCGGUCCGCCGCCCAAACUCAUCCCAGUGUCAGGAAAACUGGAGAAGAACAUGGAGAAGAUUCUGAUCCGUCCCACCGCGUUCAAACCGGUGGUCCCGAAGAACCGCCACUCAGUGCAGUACCUCUCCCCGAGACCAGGGGGCAACCUCUCUGAGAGCCAAGGCAGCCUCAACCUCCUCCUGCCCCUGUCUAUCAACGGGAAUAAUGAAAAUACAGUGGUCAAUAACGUGAAUACCGUGUUCAAUAACGUGGUCAAUGGCACGGGGAGCUACGGGAACGUUGUACCUCUGGUCGGCUCUUCCUCAGAUAGCAAGAGGAACUCAUACAGCAGAGGACGCAACGCUCGCAGCAGCCAUUCCUGCUCCAUGUCAGACUCUGGCCGUAACUCCUUGUCCAGCCUGCCCACCCACAGCAGCAACGCCUACAGCCUGGCCAAUAGCGAGGCCUCCGGGUCAGGUUCAGGGUCUGGGGGGUCCGGGGUGGGCCCGGAGCCUGGGAGAACCACAACCACAAACGGAGGGUUGGGGAUCAACGGAGGUCAUGCCCACUCUACCUCCCACGGUCACUCAAACUCGGACAGCGGGCGGUCGUCGUCCAGUAAGAGCACAGGGUCGCUGAGUGGGCGAGGCCAGCCCCUGUCGGACAGCGGGUCAUGUGGGCGCUCGCCCCCGACCCUGGAGGGUUAUGAGGGGGUGGUGAGGGAGCUGGAGGAGAAGUUGAGGGAGAGAGACCUGGAGCUGCAGCAACUCAGAGAGAACCUGGACGAGAACGAGGAUGCCAUCUGUCAGGUAUACGAGGAGAAGCAGCUUCGCUGUGAGAGAGAGCUGGAAGAGCUGAGACAGAGCUGUUCCUCUAAGAUGAAACAGGCUUCACAGAAGGCCCAGAGAGUACAACAGGCCUUACAGCUACAGGUGUUCCAACUGCAGCAGGAGAAGAAGAAGCUUCAGGAGGACUUCUCCUCUCUGCUGCAGGACAGGAAAGAGCUGGAGAGGAGGUGUGCCUCUAUACAGAGAGAGCAGACCCAGCUGGGACCACGCCUAGAAGAGACCAAGUGGGAGGUGUGUCAGAAAUCAGGUGAGAUCUCCCUUUUGAAACAGCAACUGAAGGAGAGCCAGUCAGAGCUGAGCCAGAAGGGCGGGGAGCUGGUGGUCCUGAAGUCCCAGUUGAGAGAGGUCAGGUCUGAUCUCCAGAACAGCCAGGCUACGACCCAGGAGGCUGGGUCGGCCCUACGAACACGCUCCCUGGAGUUGGAGGUCUGCGAGAAUGAGCUCCAGCGCAGGAAGAGCGAAGCCGAGCUGCUCCGCGAGAAAGUCGGAUGCUUGGAGGAAGAGUUGGCCCGCCUCCGAGAUGCCCUGGCCAAUCAGGGAGGAGGAUAUCUUCCUGGAGGCCAGGCACCAGCCACUAAGGGCCAAUGUAUGAGCCUGCCCCUCCCCCAGGGGCGUGGGGGUGUGGCGGGUGGAAGGGGGGGCCUCAGCCCCUCUGUGGGGUACCGAGAGGCGGAGGAGGGGAGGCUGGGUUGGGGAGGGGAGAGUGAUGAGACCAAGGCUCAGAGGCAGAGUGCUGAAGCUGUGCUGGGACUCAGGCAACAGGUGGAGAGGCUGAGGGCAGAGCUGAUGUACGAGAGGAGGAGCAGUGAGGAGCAGCUGGGAGGAUUUCAGGAGGAGAGGAAGGUCUGGCAGGAGGAAAAGGAAAAGGUGAUCCGCUACCAGAAGCAGCUGCAGCAGAACUACAUCCAGAUGUACAGGAGGAACAGAGAUCUGGAAAGGGUGAUGAGAGAGCUCAGUCUAGAGCUGGAGAACAGAGAUGUAGAGGACUACGACGUCCACAGCGGCAGCAACGACAUCCACUUCGAGGAGAUCGCCGCUACUGAGAUCUAGAGGGACCAUGCAAGGGUGUCCUCUCGCCCCAGUGAGAUUUAGAGACCAGACAUGGGCGUUGUCUAACCCCAGUGAAAUUUAGAGACCAGACAGGGGUGUUGUCUAACCCCAGUGAGAUUUAGAGACCAGACAGGGGCGUUGUCUAACCCCAGUGAAAUUUAGAGACCAGAUAGGGGCGUUGUCUAACCCCAGUGUCCUCUCGCUCCCAUGACAAUUAGUACCAGCACCCUGAUUUGAUCUGAUUUCCCCAUCACUGCUACUGAGAAGUCUGCGUCCAAAAUGGAACCCUAUUCGCUAUGUAGUGCACUUAUUUUGGCUAGAGAACAGGUUACCAUUUUAAAUUUGCAUCCAGACUACAGAGGACUGUACUUACUGCACUUACCUGGACUUACUCCCCUAACCACAGUACCAGCACUCUUUACUUCUCUACACUCUUAGGAAAAUAUGUGCUAUCUAGAACCUAAACGGGUUCUUUGUCUGUUCCCAUAGGAGAACCCUUUGAAUAACUAGUUUUGGUUCCAGAUAGAACCCUUUUGGUUCCAGGCAGAACCUCAAACCAAAAAAGGUUCCCCCAUGGGGACAGCCGAAGUAUACUUUUGGAACCCUUUUUUCUAAGUGUGUAUGCUGUCAUGGACAUUAAGGGAGCAUCUCUGUCUAAGGGUUGAUUUACUCCACUAGACACUGGGAUGCACCCUCCUCUAGGCCCUCACAGGAACAGCUGACUACCUGCAGUCAGAAAGGACUCCAUCACUUCGCCAUUUGGACUUGAAAGAAGUUUAGGGUGUAUCGCAACAGUUUAAAGUGGUUUCCUUUCCAGAUUGAGAUUCACCCUUAGACCAACACAUCCUCCUUGCCUUCUCACAUGGGUUUGAUUGCCCAGCUAUAGUACCAGCACUCUAUGGGACGUAUACUAUGACUUUUGACUUGAGAAACAAGCAGGCAUCACUCAAACCUUGCUCAAAUCAGGGUAUUGAAAGCAAUGGGAGUCGCAGAAAAAGGGCACAGAUCUCAGAUCACUCAACUGAAAUCAUAUCUGUAUAUAGCACACAGGGGUGACUACCUGACGACCAGCACAUAAUGAUGACAUCACAAUAAAGAUGACAUCACCCCUCGACUGUGUUUACGUUUGUCCACAGAACUCAGAGCAAAUUUCCCACUUUUACAAUGUGUUCUCAUGUUAAAUAUACAGUAUUCAAUGGAUCAUCAACUCAUCUAGAAGUAGCAAUUUUAAGAUACAGCCUGGUCUUUUCUGAGUUACAGAAACACUGGAGUAUUUUAAUGGAAUGUAUAAGGAUUCUUGGCACAUAGCAAAUGCAACCAUUCAGUUAUCAACACCGGCUAAGACACAAACUAGGCUACACCAAGAGAAUACCUGGGAUCAUUUUGCACAAAAACUCAUAAUGCUCUAUUCAGUUCUGGAUGUGACUGUUCUGUCUUUCUCAUGUAGUUGACCCCUUUGUAUGGACACAGAAGAGAUAGAAGCAUGUAGCAAUAAGAGGGAGUGCAGCUUGGGAGAUCUUGCUCUCAUAUCAAAGGAAGAAACAAAUCUCUCUCUCUUUGGUGGCACUUUCCCUGAUGGUAUCACAGUGAAAGCAACAAAACAUCCAUGUCAAACUGUACUGUAGGCCUCCCUCCCUUGUCCUCUCUCACUGUCACACACUCUGGACUGUGAAUACACUUCUGAGUAUUACUAGACCCCCCCCCCCCCUCCCUCACUCAAAAAAGCCAAAUAACACUUCGUAGUCUUCCUGUCCCUGACUGUGAGACUCCCUCACUGACAUGUAGAUAAUGUGGAUGGCAUGAUUGCAUGUCUUUCCCUGUCUGUCAGAGUCAGUCCAGAUAAUGUAGGGGUUUGUUCUGGACAUUGCAUGAUAGAUUAGCCUAAGGCAUGACACUUCGGUCAUUAUGGAACUGUUACACUGGUUAUGUUAUUGCCUUGGGAGCUCCAAGGGGGGAUGGGACUGAAAUCUCUGGUUGACAUAUUGGCAGCCACUGGGAACCAUAGAAAUAUAAUUACUAUAAUGUAAUUCUAUGUCUAUGCUGGGAACCAUGAAUAAAUAAGGCAGUCUUCAAUUGUGCUUUCUCAUAAGAAUGGAUUCAACUAGAGGUGUGAUCUUUUGUAUUACAGAGUAAAACAAAGUAUAUAAAAAAGAUUCUUAACAGAUAAAUAAAAUCAAUAUGAUCUAUGAUGAUGAUGAUGUGUAUAUUUUUUAUAUAGCGCCUGAAGAUAUUUUGUGGUAACACCGGUACCAUUGUGGGUUUAAUAUACAAAGUAUAAUAAAGAUUUCUAUAUAUCUUUGCAGCACCACACAUUUCCCAAUGAGAUGAUCAAUCAGAAUUGGAAAAGGUCUAGAAAGAGUGGAGUGAUCUACUGCAUGCAUUAAAAAUCCUUUUUUACAUCAUAUUUUACAUACUCCAUUAUUUUUUGUUGACCAAGCUGCAUUUUGAUUAAACAUACUGUAAUAUAAACGCAACAUGCAAACAGACAAAAAUAUUAACACAACAUACAACAAUUUCAAAGAUUUUACUGAGUUACCGUUCAUAUAAGGAAAUCAGUCAAUUGAAAUAAAUUCAUUAGGCCUUAAUCUAUGGAUUUCACAUGGCUGGGCCCAGGUGCAGCCAUGGGUGGGCCUUGGAGGGCAUAGGCCCACCCACUGGGGAGCCAGGCCCAGACAAUUUUUUCACCACAGAAGAGCUUUAUUAAUGACAUAAAUACCCCCCCAGACAAUCUCACAGGUGAAGAAGCAGAAUGUGGAGGUCCUGGGCUGGCGUGGUUACACGUGGUCUGCGGUUCUGAGACCGGUUGGACGUACUGCCAAAUUCUCUAAAAUGACGUGGGAGGUGGCUUAUGGUAGACAAAAGAACCUUUCAUUAUCUGGCAACAGCUCUGGUGGACAUUCUUGCAGUCAGCUGCCAAUUGCACGCUCCCUCAAAACCUGAGACAUCUGUGGCAUUGUGUUGUGUGGCAAAACUGCACAUUUUAAAGUGGCCUUUUAUUGUCCCCAGCACAAGGUGCACCUGUGUAAUAAUCCUGUUUAAUCAGCUUCUUUUUAUGCCAUACCUGUAAAGUGGUUGGAUUAUUUUACAAAAGGAGAAAUGCUCACUAACAGGGAUGUAAACAAAUUUGAGAGAAAUAAGCUUUUUGUGCAUAUGGAAAAUAUGUGAUUUUUGGAGGGGGACCAACACUUUACAUGUUCCAUUUAUAUUUUUUGUUCAGUGUAUAUACAAAAAUUUGGGAGAUAUCCAGCUUUUAGCCAAGGUUUACAUUGGUCAGCACAUUAAUGGUCAUCAUUGUUGAAUGCGAUUGAGCUUUCAUUUGGCUGUCAUCAUCAUCAUUCAUGUCACAUAUCUUCAUCAUUUGUUGUGUUUGGCAUCUUCAGACUACAUGUAUUAACACAAAGCAUUUAAUCAAAAUAAUAUUUCAUAUGUGUUCAUCACAUAGAAACAGAUACCUCCAUCAUAUCCUCUGUAGCAUGGUUUUUAACACAUUAAAGUGGAAUAAGUAGCACAAGUGUAGUGAACCCCUUUUCACAUCUCUCACUGUUUUACAGAAUCCCAUAAUAGACAUUUACACAGAAAAUGGUCAACAACGAACGCCACUCUAGUCCUUUACGCAGACAAAAAAUAUAUUUCAAAUGUAGCCACUGCGUCUAGACCAAAGCAACGUUUGUUUAUUAGUCUUGUUUGUUUUCUUCCUUAGUGUGCAUAAAUAUACAAUUAUAUAUUUGUGUAUUUAUAGUGUUUUGUUUAUUAAUAUGUGGUGUUUGUUGUAAAUUUCUUUGACAAAAUGACUUUUUAUUAAAAGAUACACAAUGUC